Molecule: messenger RNA, 3654 nt
Organism: Naegleria lovaniensis
Lineage: Eukaryota; Heterolobosea; Eutetramitea; Acrasida; Naegleriidae
Exons: 9
Coding region: 1-3654 (1217 amino acids)
Biological process (GO): phospholipid translocation
Cellular component (GO): plasma membrane
Molecular function (GO): magnesium ion binding; ATP binding; ATPase-coupled intramembrane lipid carrier activity
Source: RefSeq, a predicted model, not a curated record
AUGAGUAUCAAUAGGAGUGAGGAAAAGUCCAUUCUCACCAAACCACCUUCUUCCAACAAGGCCUUGCACGAGCCUUUGCUGAUCAACUCCAAAACAUCGGACGAUGAAAGCGAGGAUCUAUUAACUGGAGGAAACCUCCAAACCUACAAUACUGAUAAUGGUACUUUCAAUACUCCAAGAGCACCGAAGCACGAUUUGAAAUCAACAACAAGAGUGAUCUAUGUCAAUGACCACGUUGCUAAUCAACCUUUCAAAUUCCCAAAGAAUGACAUCAAAACAACAAAGUAUACUUAUUUGAAUUUUAUAUUUAAAAACUUGUGGGAACAAUUUCAUCGUUUCGCAAAUUGUUACUUUUUGGUAAUUGCCAUUUUACAGUUGAUUCCCACUCUAUCACCAACUGGUCAAUUUACCACGUUUAUUCCGUUGGGAAUGGUUUUGAUAUUUACCAUGAUGAAGGACGCAUAUGAAGACAUUAGAAGACGUUAUUCUGACAACAUUACAAACAAGAGAAUUGCCCACGUUUUGAGGGAUGGAGCGUUUGUUGAUGUAUUUUGGAAGGAUGUACAGACUGGUGACAUUGUUAGAGUGUGCAAUAAGGAGCCUUUCCCUUGUGAUUUGAUUGUAAUAUCUAGCAGCGAACAUCAAGGUAUUUGUUACAUUGAAACAUCGAGUCUUGAUGGAGAGACCAACUUGAAAAUUAGAAGAUCAAGACAUGAAACUAUGGACAUGAUUUCACCAAAUGUUUUAGAAAAUACUCGAAUGACAUUGGAAUCUGAAAAGCCAAACAAUCGAUUGUACAAAUUUGAGGGAACUCUUAUCAUGCAUAACGGAAAGAAACUUUCAUUGGAUCCCGAACAAGUAUGCUUGAGAGGCUCCUCUUUAAGAAAUACGGAUUUCAUCAUUGGUAUCGCUGUGUUUACAGGUCAUGACACCAAGCUUAUGAUGAACACCAAGGAAACACCUCACAAAACAAGUAGAAUUGAAAGAAUGACUAACAAACUUGUUUUGCUAGUUCUUGCUUUAGAAAUUACUCUCAUUGUAAUUUGCGACAUUUGUCUCAUGAUUUGGACAGCCAACAAUGGAAAAAUGUGGUAUUUAUUUAAGAGUUUCACUGUCAAUGCAAAUGAAGUUGCAUGGAUUGGGUUUAAGGGAUUUUGGACUUUCCUUAUUUUGUUGAACAACUUGAUCCCUAUUUCUUUGUAUGUGUCUAUUGAGGCUGCCAAGCUUGUCCAAGGUAUCAUUAUUAGCAAAGAUUUACAAAUGUACCAUGAAGACACAGAUACUCCAGCAAACGUUAGGUCUUCGGCACUAAAUGAAGAAUUGGGUCAAGUUAAUUUCAUUUUCUCUGAUAAGACUGGUACUUUAACUGAAAACAAGAUGGACUUUAUGAAAUGUUCGGUUGCAGGAGAACUUUAUGGCACCGGUGUCACUGAAAUUGCGCUUGCAGCUGCCAAGAGAGAAGGAAAAACCAUUGUUGACAAUAGACCACCUCAUGUCAAGAAUAAUCCAAAUUUCCAAUUUUAUGACGAAAGACUAACCAAUGGUGUUUGGCAAAAGGGAGCAAGUAGAGCUGUUAUUGAAGAUUUCUUGCGACUUCUUGCUGUUUGUCACACUGUCAUUCCCGAACGAGGAAAGGGACAAGAAAUUAUUUAUCAAGCUUCAUCUCCAGACGAAGCAGCUCUAGUUAAAGCAGCCAAAUAUUUGGGAGUAGAAUUUAUCGCAAGAACUCCAAAUGAAGUCACAAUUAGAUUAAGUGGCGUUGAUGAAACUUAUCAAGUACUUGACAUUAUUGAAUUUUCAAGCGACAGAAAACGUCAAUCUGUGAUUGUUCGAGAUCCUCAAGGAAAGCUCAUCUUGUUGUGUAAAGGAGCAGAUUCUGUUCUAUACCCACUUCUCAAACAACCACAAGCCUAUGGAGACAUUACUUUGAAACACCUCGAAGUAAUGGGUACAGAAGGUUUGAGAACUCUAUUGUGUGCUAAAGCUUACCUUGACGAGGCAGAGUAUGAACAGUGGCAUAGAGAAUAUGAAGAAGCCAAAACUUCCCUUGAAGACAGAACGGCCAAAGUAGAAUCAACAGCAGCCAAGAUUGAAAAGAAUAUGGAAUUAGUUGGCGCAACAGGUAUUGAAGAUAAGCUGCAAAGUGGAGUUGCGGACACUAUCUAUGAGUUGGGUAAUGCUGGAAUCAAAAUUUGGGUUCUCACAGGCGACAAACUUGAAACAGCUAUCAAUAUUGGUUUUGCUUGUGAUUUGUUAAAUUCUUCAAUGAGCAUUCUUAUCGUAGAAGGUCACACCUAUUCAGAUAUUAAGGAAUUUUUGGAGACAAGUUUGAAUGCUGCUAAUAAUGCAAAGGAAAGUGAAGACGUACUCGGUUUAGUUGUGGAUGGAGAACGAUUGCAUUCCAUCUUGGAAGACCAUACCUUGAGAGAAGUAUUUUUGCAACUUGCUGUCAAAUGUAAAUCUGUGGUGUGUUGCCGUGUAUCUCCAAAACAAAAAGCUGAUGUUGUUCUAUUGGUCAAGCAAAACGUAGACAGUAUUACACUUGCAAUUGGUGACGGAGCAAAUGAUGUUUCCAUGAUUCAAUCAGCUCAUGUUGGUAUUGGUAUCAGCGGUGUUGAAGGUCUUCAAGCUGCAAACUCCUCAGACUAUUCUAUUGGUCAGUUCCGUUUCCUCAAAAGAUUACUUCUCGUUCAUGGUAGAUGGAGCUAUAGACGUGUUUCAAAACUUGUUCUUUACUGUUUUUACAAGAACAGUAUUUUAUAUUUGACACAAUUGUGGUUUGUCUUCUUCAAUGGAUACUCUGGAACAAGUAUCCACGACAGAUGGACCAUCGGUUUGUACAACCUUGUAUUCUCCUGUAUGCCUAUCCUUGUGUUGGCUGUUUUGGACAGAGAUGUUCCUGCAACCGUGGCUGAGAAAUUCCCAGAAUUGUAUUAUCAAGGACACAAGAAUGCAUUCUUCAAUGCAAGAGUAUUUGUUGGAUGGAUUGUGAACUCCAUUUUCCACUCGUUAGUUUGUUUCUUUGUGCCAUUCUUUUGCCUUGUUGGAGCCAAGUUCCCAGAUGGACAAGACAUCGACACUUACAGUAUUGGUAUUGUGGUUUAUUCAUGUGUUUUAGUGGUUAUUACCAUUAAGAUUGCAUUGGAAACGUCAUCAUGGACAUGGAUGCACGUUCUAUUCUAUAUUGGAAGUCUGUUGAGUUGGCCACUGUUCAUCUUCAUUUACGGAUCUCUCUUCUAUGCAUUCCGUUUCCCAUAUCCAGUUUUGAAAGAAUUUUAUGACAUUUUACAGGAAUACCGAAUUUUCCUUACUCCACACUUUUGGAUCGUUUUGAUGGUAACCGUUGCUCUUUGUUGUUUACGUGACGUUUUCUGGAAAUUCUGGGUUAGAAUUCAAUCUAGAAAACUUUACUAUGAAGUCCAAGCUGCACACGACAAGAAAUCAAGAGAAGAAAUUAUGCAACACUUCCCAUUCGAAGAAGGUUUGCCUGUCACUAUCAAGCGAAAGAAGCGCUCACCACUUGAAGCUCAAAAUCUCAAGAAGUUCUUCACCAACAUUACCAAACCUGGUGAAUACCGUGGUUUUGCUUUCUCUCAAACAGAAAACCAACAAAAUCUCAUUUCAGAAUAUUAUGGAGACAAAGAGACCAAGUAA